AUGACUUCCACCCAGGAAAAGCAGUCUAGAAAUACCUGGACUCCUUCAUCUUGGACUACGAAGCCUAUAAAGCAGGAAGUUACAUAUGAAGAUCAAGAAGGCCUAAAAGAUGCCUUGAUUAAGCUUCAGCAUCUACCUCCAUUGGUGACCCCCCAGGAGAUUGUUAAUUUGAAGAAUUGCCUGAAAAAUGUAGCACUUGGGAGAGCGUUUGUCCUCCAAGGGGGAGCGAAUAAGCCAGUAAUCAGAAUUGCUCGGAUCGCCGGUCAGUUUGCCAAGCCUCGAUCAAGCACCACGGAAACAAUCAACGGUGUGACGAUGCCGUCCUUCCGUGGUGACAACAUCAAUGGCUUUCAGCCGGAUCCCAUUUCUCGGAAACCUGAUCCAUCCCGUCUCGUAUCUGCGUACUUCCAUUCCGCUGCAACCUUAAAUUAUCUUAGAGCAGCCCUUGCCUCUGGUUUAGCUGACCUACACUCUCCAUUGGAUUGGGGACUCGGUCACGUAAUCGCGCCAUCUAUAAAGGAAAAAUAUGAACAGAUCGUAUCCAGAGUGACAGACUCCCUACGUUUCAUGAGAACUGCAGGCCUCGACACAGACCGCGGAAUCGAAACUGUGGACAUCUAUACCAGCCAUGAAGGCCUGAUGCUUGACUAUGAACAAAGCCUCGCUAGACUCUGCCGUGACCCCCCCGAGGCGGUAGCGAAAUCCAACCAGUCUACCUCCACUGCCCACCCACCAAGUAGCCACUAUGCCACCUCCGCCCAUUUCCUCUGGAUAGGCGACCGCACACGCCAACUUGGAGGCGCACAUGUAGAAUUCUUCCGCGGCAUCGCCAACCCCAUCGGCAUAAAAAUCGGCCCGACGAUGGAUCCGGAUGAACUCAUCGACCUUCUCAACACCGUCAACCCAGACAAGGAAAUUGGCAAAGUAACGCUCAUCUCAAGGUACGGUGCCUCGAAAAUCGCCAGUUUCCUCCCUCAACACAUCAAGGCAGUUCAAUCCUCUGGCCACACUCCUGUCUGGCAAUGCGAUCCCAUGCACGGCAACACACUCACCACGCCAUCGGGUCUCAAGACUCGCCAGUUCAACGAUAUCUUGUCUGAGCUGCGGCAGGCGCUGGAAAUCCAUCGCGCGCAGGGUUCUUUUCUGGGGGGCAUGCACCUGGAGCUGACUGGUGAAGCGGUGACGGAGUGCGUCGGUGGUGCGGCGGGGUUGACGGAGGAUGGCUUACGAGAACGCUAUACCACCUUCUGCGAUCCGAGGCUGAAUGAGAAGCAGGCGCUGGAGUUGGCGUUUUUGGUUGCAGGCUUUUAUCGGGACCGGAUGGGGGAGGAGGGUGAAUUGAAUGAGAUGUGA
Molecule: messenger RNA, 1353 nt
Organism: Histoplasma mississippiense
Lineage: Eukaryota; Fungi; Ascomycota; Eurotiomycetes; Onygenales; Ajellomycetaceae
Product: phospho-2-dehydro-3-deoxyheptonate aldolase
Exons: 5
Coding region: 1-1353 (450 amino acids)
Biological process (GO): aromatic amino acid biosynthetic process
Molecular function (GO): 3-deoxy-7-phosphoheptulonate synthase activity
Source: RefSeq, a predicted model, not a curated record